AUGAGUGGGAUAUUGGAGCUUUAUGAGAAGACAUCUGGUCAAAGUCUGAAUAAGCAUAAGACUACAAUUCUGUUUAGUCCAGCAGUUGGUGCAGAUGUGAGGGAUGGUAUUGUGAAAGAUUGUGGGGCUCAAUACAAAAUAACUGUGAAAAAGUAUCUAGGGCUUCCAAUUAUGGUUGUUGAGGCAAAGGUGGAGGAACUUCUUGAUGAUGGAAAUAGUGGGUGGAAUGUGGAGUUGGUUAAACAAGUACUUAAUAAAGAUGAAGUUGAUAUUGUGUGCAAACUGUCUGUUAGCUUUUCUAGUCUUCCUGAUAAACAAAUUUGGGCUUUCACAGAAAAUGGUAUGUGUAGUGUGAGAAGUGCAUAUCAUGUACAAGUAAACAGAAAAAGAAUGGAGAGUGGAGAAUUUUCUAGCAAAAUAGAUGAGGGAUGGGAAAAACUGUGGAAGCUGAAUGUUCUUGGGAUUAUAAAGGUCUUUGUUUGGAAGGCUAUUGCAAAUUGUCUUCCUAUAAAGAAAAAUCUUAUGAAAAGGAAAGUUACAAAGGAAGCUUUAUGUCCAAUGUGCAAGAGAUGUGAUGAAACAGUUUGUCAUGUCUUGUGGAGUUGCAGUGGCGCAAGUGAUGUCUGGGCAUGUGAAAGGAGUCCAGUGCAGAAUUGGUCAAGUAGUGAGAAUGAUUUUUUCGAACUCUGGUAUGAAGGGAUUUUAGCUCAGUUGGAAGUGAUGGCUGUGGUGCUGAGAAGACUGUGGUUGAGGAGAAAUGUCUUGGUGUUUGAUAACGGGUUCGAGGGACCUAAUGAGGUGUUUAACCAAGCUGUUGAUUGCUUGACUGAGUUUCAAUAG
This is a messenger RNA of Juglans microcarpa x Juglans regia, 840 nucleotides long. RefSeq lists its product as uncharacterized. The record is from RefSeq and is a predicted model, not a curated record. Bases 1 to 840 code for a protein of 279 amino acids. NCBI's taxonomy places the organism in Eukaryota, Viridiplantae, Streptophyta, Magnoliopsida, Fagales, Juglandaceae. The transcript has 2 exons.